This is a messenger RNA of Eimeria mitis, 486 nucleotides long. RefSeq lists its product as uncharacterized. The record is from RefSeq and is a predicted model, not a curated record. The transcript has a single exon. Bases 1 to 486 code for a protein of 161 amino acids. Lineage: Eukaryota; Apicomplexa; Conoidasida; Eucoccidiorida; Eimeriidae.
AUGCAUGCGUGCUGCAGCGAAGCAACGCAGCUGCAGCAGCAGCAGCGACUGCAGCAGCGAUUGCAGCAGCAACUGCUGCAGCAACUGCAACAGCAACUGCAGCAGCAACUGCAGCAGCAGCAGCAGCAGCAAGUGCUGCAGCAGCUGCUGCAGCAGGAGAAACAGCUGCUGCUUCAUUUGUCUGUGACAGAGAAAAAGAACGAGACGAUGAUUUCUUUGAUAAAUAGAAAAAAGAGAAAGAGACAAAAAGACAGAGGAAAGAGGAGACAGAGACAGAGACAAAGAGAGACAAAGAGAGACAGAGACAGAGACAAAGAGAGACAAAGAGAGACAGAGACAAAGAGAGACAGAGACAGAGACAAAGAGAGACAGAGACAGAGACAAAGAGAGACAGAGACAGAGACAAAGAGAGACAGAGACAGAGACAAAAAGAAACAAAGAGUGACAGAGACAGAGACAGAGAAAAACAGACAGAUGGAGAUAUAG